UCUGUGGCAGUUUAUGCUGAAUGUUAAGGAAUCAGCCGGACAGCAGCCAAACUGAAGCUACUGAAAUAACUGGCACUAAAAGAGCAGUAGUGGUCCAACUAUAUUUAGUCACCCCACUGCUUGUGAACCAAAUGCCAAUGACAACACACAGAACAGAAGUGACACCCACCCACCCAGCCACUCAUUCACUUGGAUCAGACUGCUGCCCCCUCCCCAGACCACAGCUCCAGAGCCUGGGAUACAAAGCACCCACAUCAGGGGUACCAUCCGGUGUGACCUUCUGAAGCGCACCCAACAGGACUCACUCUAGGUACGAGUUAGACCCCAUCCCGGGUCCUUCAAUACAGGGGGCGCCAUGUCUCAGUUCUGUACCAUGACGACCAGUGAGAGGAAGUUCCUCGCUGCAGCCAUCUGUAGAGCGGUGCAAGGGCAGGAAGAUUUGGAGAUAGACCUGGGGAAGAAGGUUAGCGCGCCCAAAGACAUCAUGCUGGAGGAGCUCUCCCUGGCUUCAAACCGAGGCUCCAGACUGUUCAAGAUGAGACAGAGACGAUCUGAGAAAUACACCUUUGAAAGCAUCCAGAAUACCACCAACAUAGAGCUCAAUAGCACAGCCAUUUCUCAGACUGUGGAAGAACAAACUUCAGAGAUACAAAGCAGUGAGACCAACUGCGCUGAAGACGACUCCACGGCCACAAGAACUGCCCCAGACCCAGAAACCAUUGCCCCAGGUUAUGGUGGUCCCAUGAAAGACCUCCCUCCUGAAAAGUUCAACAGCACUGCCAUCCCAAAGUCUUACCACUCUCCAUGGCACCAGGCCAUCGUCAGUGACCCUGCUCUGGCUGAUACACUCACCACCCGCAUGCCCGACCCCGAACAGCAGCCUGAUAGACCUGUGUACAAGUGUUUCAACAGGGUGGCGACUCCAUUCGGCGGCUUUGCCAGGACGUCCAGCCCGGUGCCCCCUCCUGCCCGUUCGCUCCCAGUGGACGUGGCCCUUCCAGACUUCCCUGAGCUCCAGGCCCAGACCGCCGCCGCCGCCACUGCGCCUCUCGACAGACCCUCCUUCAACAGAGCCGCGUCAGGGUGGGUGUCGUCCAACCAAGGCCCCGCCCCCAUCAUCAACUUAUCCCAGCCGGACUUCAUCCCCGAGUCCGACGACCUAUGAACUUCUGAUGUCACAAAUCUGGUUACAGUUGUACAGAGUAAACCUCCACAAUGCAUUUGACAAUAUCAUUUUUAAUUCAAAACUGGAUUACUUGUACAUAGAUGUGCAUAUCAUCAUCAAACAUCUUUGUCAAAUAGAAUAAUGAUUUUGUUUGUUUUGGGGCGGUAACGUGUUUGUUUGUGAAUAAUAAUGGAACACAGCAACAAAAAUGCUAAUUAUUCCAGUUAAAUUGUACAGGAAAAAGCCAUACAGCAAUAUUUCCUUUUUAAGAUGAUUACAUACAUACAUUCAAUAUUAGACAUGAUGGUGUUGUUUGGUUAAUCACUGCUCAUUUAUAACAGUGGCAGCAAAUAUGUAUAGAAAACAUGGGUACUGUCAUGUAAUCUAACCAAUGAAAGUAUAAUUGUCACUGUGUAGUUAUUUGGAUAA
This is a messenger RNA of Boleophthalmus pectinirostris (great blue-spotted mudskipper), 1594 nucleotides long. RefSeq names its product myozenin 2a (gene myoz2a). Gene Ontology annotation, cellular component: Z disc; actin cytoskeleton. The record is from RefSeq and is a predicted model, not a curated record. Gene Ontology annotation, molecular function: telethonin binding; FATZ binding; actin binding. The coding region runs from base 356 to 1165 and encodes 269 amino acids. The transcript is spliced from 6 exons. Lineage: Eukaryota; Metazoa; Chordata; Actinopteri; Gobiiformes; Gobiidae.